Strongylus vulgaris is the source of this 489-nucleotide messenger RNA. NCBI's taxonomy places the organism in Eukaryota, Metazoa, Nematoda, Chromadorea, Rhabditida, Strongylidae. The record is from the annotation of a GenBank genome assembly.
AUGGGUGUCUGGCUAACGGUAGCCUGUUAUUUGAUUGCGUUUUCACCAUCAGCAGCACUAUUCUGCCGAUUUGUAGCCAAGGAUCCAUUACGGAUCAUUCUAUUCGUACUAGGAGCUUUUUUCUGGUUAGCUUCAUUAUUAUUGUCUUCAUUCAUAUGGUUGGCAAUAUCGAUGAUGUGGGAUGCUCUUCCAUUAGCAGUUUUCUGCUCUAUCUUACUACAGGAUGCAGCACGUGUUUUUUAUUUUUGGCUUCUGAAGAAGGCGCAAAGCGGCCUAAAUAAAAUCACAAAGCCCGGUUCAGUAUCUAUCGCACCUGGAGUUUCAGAUUUACACAAUGCACGACAUAUGCUUGCUAUGGUUUGUGGUCUUGGAAUGGGUGUCAUGGCAGCCUUAUUGCUAACUAUGAAUGUAUUCGCAGAAUUUGCAGGACCUGGUACGAUUGGCCUACCUAAAGCAAUGCGUGUAAGAAACAUAUAUUAUGCAAAAUAG